GCGAGGUUUUCUCGGCCGAGUCGGUCACUGCGCCUGCCUGUCCGCGCCGUGUCCGGGCUCCGCGGAUCAGCUCUGAAUGGGCAGAGGCGCCAUGCGAGCCGGGCGGGCGCUGGUGCUGCUGCAGGUGGUGCUGCUGACCAUGCCUGGAGCCCAAGCGAACUGUGGGCAGAAUGAGUAUCCACACGGAGGUCUCUGCUGUGUGCUGUGUGAAGCAGGUACUUUUGUUGCUGAUCACUGCAGUGUUUCUCACUGGAGAGGAAAAUGUGGCUCUUGCAAGGAAGGAAAAAGCUUUACUGCCCAUGCAAAUGGCUUGGAGGGAUGUGUGCCUUGCAGACAGUGCAAUGAAGACCAGAUAACCCUGAGACCCUGUACUGUGACACAGGAUGCUGAAUGCCAGUGCAAACACGGGUAUUCCUGUGCUGAUGAGGGCUGUGAGAUAUGUGAGAGAAUCAGUCAAAUGCCUCCGGACGGGAAAGGAAUCUCACAGAAUUCCACCGAUGCUACAGACGCAGGCUCACCCAGUCAAGGGAUGAGCCCUCUUGUUUGGAUUAUUCUGGGUCUGUCUGUCUUCGUUUUGGUUGUUGUCAUUGUUGUUGUUAAAAAGCUGAAGUGUGAUAAAGCUGCCUCAAUUGAUAAAGAUGCAGAGAGAGGUCUGGUACAAGAGCCAAAUCAGAUAACUGCUAAAGAUCUCUCUCAAAGUGAACUGGGAAUGCCGUCUGAUGUUUUUAUAGCGGAAAAACCAUCACAACAGUGUGAGCAGCUUACGAAAACUCAGCUACAGGAAAAUGAUACUGCAGAAAUUAUUUCUACUACUAUUUUUUCUACCUGGCUGGUGGGGGCCAAGAGUCGGCUGCUGUUUUUGCGAGCACUGUGA
Messenger RNA from Ficedula albicollis (Collared flycatcher), 874 nucleotides. RefSeq names its product tumor necrosis factor receptor superfamily member 23-like. Lineage: Eukaryota; Metazoa; Chordata; Aves; Passeriformes; Muscicapidae. Gene Ontology annotation, molecular function: tumor necrosis factor receptor activity; protein binding. Gene Ontology annotation, biological process: necroptotic signaling pathway; motor neuron apoptotic process; extrinsic apoptotic signaling pathway in absence of ligand. Gene Ontology annotation, cellular component: external side of plasma membrane; CD95 death-inducing signaling complex; membrane raft. The transcript is spliced from 10 exons. The record is from RefSeq and is a predicted model, not a curated record. Bases 77 to 874 code for a protein of 265 amino acids.